UUAAAUCCUGGAGCAAUAGACGGCUUAAAGCGGAGAGUGAGAGAGUGAGUGUUUGGAGGAAGCGAAAGGGAAAAGGAGAUUGAUCAAUUAACGAGGAAAUGGAAUCAAUGGCUAAAGUCAAUUAUUUGAUCGGAGAAGAUGAAUUCUUGGCCUGCUGCGGCAGUACGGAGUUUGCCAAACAAAUGGCAGCAGCCUCUCCUUUCCCAUCCUUGGAUCAGGCCAUUGUCGCUGCUAGAGACCUCUGGUUCAACAAGGUCGAUGUUAAUGAGUGGCUGCAAGCUUUCUCUGCGCAUCCUCAAAUCGGCGAUUCACCUCCAUCUUCACAUCACUCCACCUCUGCUCAGUGGAGCAAGGGGGAACAAUCGACUGCUUUAGCAACUGCAACCAGUUCUAGUUUACAGGAACUGGUUGAAUGGAAUUCUCGUUAUAGACAAAAAUUUGGAUUUAUAUUUAUUAUAUGCGCAUCUGGAAGAAGCACCACUGAGAUACUCUCUGUUUUGCAGAAACGGUACCCUAACAGGCCCAUAGUAGAAUUUGAAAUUGCAGCACAGGAGCAGAUGAAGAUAACAGAAUUACGUCUUGCAAACCUCUUUUCGACAAAAACAAAUGCUAGCAUGAGUAGUGACCAGUUUCCAGUAACGACUGCUGCGAAGAAAACAGAAGAAGAUCGUAUGAGCAUCAUUGGAGGGCAUUUAACUGCUGUAUCCGAAUCUUCAGAUAGAAAAGCAUCUCAAAUUCCAGUUCGGACUCGUCCACCCAUUACAACCCAUGUCUUGGAUGUUUCUCAGGGGUCUCCGGAUUAA
Molecule: messenger RNA, 803 nt
Organism: Carica papaya (papaya)
Lineage: Eukaryota; Viridiplantae; Streptophyta; Magnoliopsida; Brassicales; Caricaceae
Source: RefSeq, a predicted model, not a curated record